GGCAGUGUCUUUUCCUCCCCCUUUUUUGCGGAGUGAAUAAGAAGGGAACCCAGAGACAGAGAGACUUGGAGUCGAAAAGACGCUCAUCCAGCCCUGCAAUGCCCAGUAGUACCCCAAGCACCAACGGAAUCAUGCCUGAAGUAAAGAAAGCAGGAAGAAAAGGGUCGAGAGCAGAAGCAAAUCCUGCAGAAGAGGCACCACCAUAUGACCCCAACAUCACCGAGCCCGAUACUAGAGCUGAGCUGAUCAAAUACUGGAUCAGUCUCUCUCUGGAUGACCGAACUGCUCAGAAAAUGUUGUGGCUCUCAGAAGGUGGAGCCAAAGUGUCACGUAUGUCAGAGGAAGUGUGUCCUGUUCUAGACAGGCCAGAGAGAUAUGAACAUUCACCACAGGUGCUGUGUAAGGAGGGUCUUCUGGGCAGUCGUGGGUACUGGGAGGUGGACUGCGAGGGCUGGGUGGUGAUUGGGGCAGCGUGUGAAAGUGCAGGGCGGAAAGCUAAGGAUGGCCCAUGUGGUCUGGGAGAGAAUGACCUGUCAUGGGGUGUGGGCUGGGCCGGAUCCUGCUACCACGUCUGGCAUAACGGAGAGAACAUCGAAUUCCAAGCUCCCCUCUGUCCCACCAUCGGCAUCUACGCUGACCAGCCAGCUGGCAUCAUAAAAUUUUUCCUUGUUGAAGAUGGAGAGAACGGCUCCAAGGAGACCAGACUGAUUCAUCGCUUUGUGUCCAGUUUCAAGGAGAAACUCUUCCCUGGUUUCUGGGUGGGAAGGAACUCCUACUGCUGGAUCCGAAAGAAGGAUCAGUAGGGGUGUGAAUACAUCAAGAGAAAGAGGGGUUGGAAGGAAACAGGGUAAGGGUGAUAUAAGAAAGAGGACAGGAGACUUUGGGAGAGUCAUUGGUAGGGAGUUAGAUGCAAAACUUAUCUAACCACAACAAAA
This is a messenger RNA of Carassius carassius (crucian carp), 935 nucleotides long. RefSeq names its product tripartite motif-containing protein 16-like protein. Bases 99 to 803 code for a protein of 234 amino acids. The transcript has 5 exons. Lineage: Eukaryota; Metazoa; Chordata; Actinopteri; Cypriniformes; Cyprinidae. Gene Ontology annotation, molecular function: protein binding. The record is from RefSeq and is a predicted model, not a curated record.